AUGCCGAUAGAGCCAUCACCCACGUCUUCCACAAUUGCACCUGAGGCCGACCAAGAACAAAUCGUGAGGGAAUUCUUGCAAAAAUUUGGUCGAGGGGCAAAGGCCAGCGCAAUUUGUGCCCGUCUGGCAGAGGUUUGCAUAUCCGGAGAGCCAACCGCUACCCCAUCUCAGGCAACCUCCUCGCAACCUACCAUCUGCGACACAUCUGCUCUCCACACCGAGCCUACAGAAGCAGGGGGACCCGUGCAACCACAAAUGGCCAUGACUCCAGUCAAGGAGUUUUCUUCUUCACCAACGCGUGCCGAUCUUCCGGCGACAAUAUUACUCCCAGCUCCAGAUUCGAUACAUGCUGACGAAGUAAAUGUCCUUGAGGAGGACAGGGAAGAAGAGAUCCACGAUGAAGGGAACUCGGCUGUUGAUGAUGAACAAGACGAUGAAGGAGAUGAUUUUGCGGAUGAUGAAGGUUUAGGGGACGGCCAAAAGGAUCCUGAGACAGCGGAAGAAGAUAAGGACUAUGAGAUACGACGCACUCGCAGGGGGAAGCAACCAGUGGUAACCACUGUCAAGAAACUUCCAGGCUCUGAGAAGAGGAGCGAGCCCACUACCGCACCAAUUAAAGUGUCGUUCGCUCAAGAUACCGAAGAUGAUGCAGGAGAGGAGAACGAAGACUCCAGGGAUGACAGCACCGAGUACCCCAUUUAUUUGCCGGAAGAGGUGGUGGUCACGAAGAAACUUCUAGGAGAGAUGGCCUAUUUUAGUGAUCAUAAGAAGGCCAGAACGUAUGCUGAACGUGGAACGAAGGGGAAGCAGGCUAAGUCAGGAAAAAGCUAUCACCCUGGAUCCCUUCAGGAAAUUGAGUCUGAGGAAGAGUUUCUCUCUUAUAUUAGCGCUAUAGGGUUUGAAUGGCUGCUGAGCCACAGCACUGCGGAGGUGCCAAUGGCCCUUGCUAAGGAGUUCUUCACAUCGUUCAAGUUCAAGUCUACCACAAACAUAGAAACUGACUCGAUUUCAUUCUGUUUGUUCAAUGUUGAUACCACGAUGAGCAUCAGAGAGUGGUCCUUAAGAUUGGGACUGCUGACCAUGGAGGAGGAUAUCAGAGGAGAAUGGGACGACAGACAUAUUGGUCCCCCUAGAAAAACCCCAGGAUUUGACACACAACAGGCGUGCGAGCUCAUCACGCACCAACGUGGGUAG
Messenger RNA from Salvia splendens (bonfire salvia), 1194 nucleotides. RefSeq names its product nucleolin-like. NCBI's taxonomy places the organism in Eukaryota, Viridiplantae, Streptophyta, Magnoliopsida, Lamiales, Lamiaceae. The record is from RefSeq and is a predicted model, not a curated record. The transcript has 2 exons. The coding region runs from base 1 to 1194 and encodes 397 amino acids.